Messenger RNA from Ceratina calcarata, 1126 nucleotides. Its product is annotated as DTW domain-containing protein 1. Lineage: Eukaryota; Metazoa; Arthropoda; Insecta; Hymenoptera; Apidae. The transcript is spliced from 4 exons. Gene Ontology annotation, cellular component: nucleus. The coding region runs from base 139 to 1035 and encodes 298 amino acids. Gene Ontology annotation, biological process: tRNA modification. Gene Ontology annotation, molecular function: tRNA-uridine aminocarboxypropyltransferase activity. The record is from RefSeq and is a predicted model, not a curated record.
CACGCAAUAUGUAUCCUAAAUCUGUUGAUCGUAUUUAUGUCAAAAGGUUAUAAUAUUUUAAUAAUCAUGUAAAGUGUUGUUUGCAUUGUUGAUCAUACAUUAUACAAGUGAAACAGACAAUUGAUGUAAUCUCAAAAUAUGGCAAAGCUGAAUGUGAUUAACGAUUUCGAGAAAUUGUCGGACUUGGAGAGGGAACAAAACAUAAUUGAUAAAGAGCCUUUUCGUCACUUAAAAAUCAGUGAUGCACAAGUUUUGAAUACGAUAGAGGGUAGAGAAGCAUGUGCACGUUGUUACAAAUCGCGAAAAUUCUUUUGCUACUCGUGUUAUUUACCAGUCAUCAGUGAUGAGUACUUCCCACGAAUAAAGCUACCGAUUAAAAUUGAUAUUAUUAAGCAUGCACGUGAAAUUGAUGGAAAAAGUACUGCAAUCCAUGCAGCUAUACUUGCACCAGAAGAUGUAAGAAUCUACACAUAUCCUGAUUUUCCAGAAAUACUGAACAAAGAGGAGACUGUUUUAAUUUUUCCUAGUCAAGCUGGGAUGACAGUGGAUUCUUUAUGUAUAAAAGAGAUGAAUCAAGAUGGAAAGAGAGUUGCAUAUAAAAUACAAGAUACAUUCCCUAUUAAAAGGGCUAUUUUUAUAGAUAGCACAUGGCAUCAGACAAAAGCUAUUUACAAAGAUCAAAGAUUGAGAGAUUUAAGAUGUGUCAUUUUAAAAUCAAGAAUAUCACAGUUCUGGCGACAUCAGAAGAAAAGCCCAAGGUGGUACUUGGCUACCAUUGAAGCAAUUCAUCAGUUCUUAGUAGAAUUGCACACAUGCGCAUUUGGUACGGUACCAGAAUAUGCUACCACAAAUAAUAACGAAGGGAAUUGCAUAGAAAACAGUAUAGGCCAGUCUAAAAAUAAGUUACCUGACACAGAUCAAAGAUACAGGGGUCAAUACGAUGAUCUUUUAUAUUUUUUUAAAUAUAUGUAUGAGAAAAUUCAUACUGUAUAUGAUCAUGAUAAAUUAUGGGCAUACAAAAGGCCCUUGAGAUAAUUCUGUGAUAUCAAAGCAUAUUAUAAAAAAAGUUAAAUAUAAGUUUAUUAAUAAAAGGAUACAUAAGAUGGUUUCCCAAUUUUUAUUUAUA